AUGCCAACGAGAUUCAACUUCAACUUCAUGAUGCCGGCCUAUAUAUCGCUGAAGCACAAUUGUCGUCGGUUUCAGUCAACGUGGGUACCCGAUCCUAGGGUCCCUAUAUCCGAGAGGUUCAAGGUCAUUCCGCACCCGCCGGACGAGUGGGAUCAUCUCGAUUUGGACACCUACGAGGGCAUCCGCCGCAAGCGGAGCACGAAGAAGACGCAUAGGAACAAUUCGUCGUGGAGCCCCAAGGGCCAGGAAGAGACGCCUGAGAAUGCAGACUUGAAGAACCAGAAGAGGAGCUCGAUGGAUGUACCGGCUGAAUCGCCGUCAGAGUCGCUGUUAGAGUCCUGCGGUAGCGCCCUCACUGAAUUUCAUCUGUCGACUCCCGACAUGCCGUUGUCUACUUCGGCUUCUACGGAGAUCGCCACCAUCGUGAAUAAGACCACGAGUGGCCCGUCCGAUAAGGAGAGCGUGGGAAAUGUUUUGGUUGAGAAGGCGAAGCCGCGUGGCGAGCCUUCCACGGAGGGAAUCCCAACCAACCGCUGUGGCUCUUCGCAGCAGUCCGCCGCUACUACUUUGCAGGGUGACGACAUGCAGGACUUGAAGAGCAAGGAGAAGAAACCUGUCAAGGCUCUCGCGCAGAGGAGCACCCCCAUGGCCAGGCCUAUGCGUGGCCCCAUCAUGUUGGUACCGAGGCCUGCCGAUUGGAAACCGAAAGCCAAGCCCGUGAAGGAGAAAAGGCCUCUGGUCGUCACGCCCGUCGACUGUUCUGGUUGCGGCAUGUCGCUAUUGGGAACCAGUGCCUACGCCUGCAUCUUCCCCACGUGUCAUGUGCUUUUCUGUAGGCGUUGCGCUUGUCAGAUGAACCAGCAUUGGGAUGAUGGCGGUGUCUGCGGAAAUCUGGCCGAACUCAAGAAGAAGUUGAUUCUCGAGAAGGGUGGACCCGAGGCGGACGCACUCCGUGCAGCUUCUGUCAAGGAAGCCGAGGCAGCGGCUAUCGCGGCUCGUCCCAAGAAGGGUGUUGCUACCGGUGCAGCUAUUGCCAAGAUGUUGAUGGCUCGUCAGCGUGAGCAGCAGGCGUUUGCCGAACGUUGGGGCCGCAGCCUCGACUAG
Tricharina praecox is the source of this 1104-nucleotide messenger RNA. RefSeq lists its product as uncharacterized. NCBI's taxonomy places the organism in Eukaryota, Fungi, Ascomycota, Pezizomycetes, Pezizales, Pyronemataceae. The record is from RefSeq and is a predicted model, not a curated record. The transcript has a single exon. Bases 1 to 1104 code for a protein of 367 amino acids.